This is a messenger RNA of Zasmidium cellare ATCC 36951, 1515 nucleotides long. RefSeq lists its product as uncharacterized. Gene Ontology annotation, molecular function: hydrolase activity, acting on carbon-nitrogen (but not peptide) bonds. The coding region runs from base 1 to 1515 and encodes 504 amino acids. Gene Ontology annotation, cellular component: cytoplasm. The record is from RefSeq and is a predicted model, not a curated record. The transcript has 2 exons. NCBI's taxonomy places the organism in Eukaryota, Fungi, Ascomycota, Dothideomycetes, Mycosphaerellales, Mycosphaerellaceae.
AUGGCGGAGCAGGUCUUCGAUCUUUUGAUUAUCAAUGGUGUCGUCGUCACCACCGAUGAGACCAGAGAAGUUGAUAUUGCUGUGAUUGGGGAGAAGAUAGCUGCUGUUGAAGAUCGUGGCAGCUUUAAGAAUGCUCAGGCAAAGAAGAUUAUCGAUGCUGAAGGCGGGUGGGUGAUGCCUGGUGGGAUUUCUAAUCAUAUGCAGGUCCACCUCCAAGAACCACAACUCUUCGGCAAAGGCUCCAGCUGCGACACAUUCGAGACAGGUACCAGAUCAGCCAUAUGCGGCGGUACGACAACAAUCAUAGCAUUCGCCCCUCAAUCCAAAACCGAAAACAGCCUCCUCGACGCCCUCGCCCGAACGUACGCCAAAGCCGAAGGAACAUGCUACUCAGACUACUCUUUCCACCUCCUCGUCGGCAACCCAUCUGAACAAGCAUUGUCCGAAUUUCCCAUCCUGCGCUCCAAAGGCAUCUCCUCCCUGAAAAUCUACAUGACCUACGAAGCGCUGCAACUCUCCGACUACCAAAUCCUCGACGUCCUCUUCGAAGCCCGCCGACACCGAAUCACCACCCUCAUCCACGCGGAGAACAACGACCUCAUCCUCUGGAUGACGCGCAAACUCGAAGAACGCAACCUCCUCGCCCCCAAAUACCACGCCACCUCGCACCCCCCACUCGCCGAAAUCGAAGCCACCUACCGCGCCAUCUGCCUCUCGGAGUUCAUCGACGUCCCCAUCCUCCUCGUGCACGUCUCCUCCCCCACCGCCGCCGAAACCAUCCGCGCCGCGCAGACCGAGCGGAACCUCCCCAUCUACGCCGAAACCUGCCCGCAGUACCUCUUCCUCACCAAACACGACCUCGACAAACCCGGCUUCGAAGGCGCCCGCUGCGUCUGCUCCCCUCCUCCCCGCGACUCCCCCGCGGACCACGCCGCCCUCUGGCGCGGCCUCUCCAACGGCACCUUCACAAUCCUCAGCUCAGACCACUGCCCCUUCCUCUACGACGACACCACGACCGGAAAGAAAACCUGCAUCACCGCCCAGCACCCCCAGGGACACUUCAAAUACAUCCCCAACGGCAUCCCCGGCGUCGAAACCCGCCUCCCCCUCAUCCUCUCCGCCCUCACAACCUCCCCCUCCCUCCUCCCCCUCCAAAAAUUCGUCCAAACAACCUCCACCAACCCAGCCAAACUCUACGGCCUCUACCCCCGCAAAGGCGCCCUCCUCCCGGGCGGCGUCUCGGACGCAGACCUCGUCAUAUGGUACCCCCCGCCGGGCCUGGAGCCUUUCGAGCUGAGGAAUGAGAUGCUGCAUCAUGCGUGUGAUUAUACGCCUUAUGAGGGCAAGGUUGUGCGGCAGUGGGCGCGGUGGACGGUUUUGAGGGGGAGGGUGGUGUGGGAGAGGGAUGGGGUGGGACUUGUGGGGAGGAAGGGGGAGGGAGUGUUUGUGGAGAGGGGGGGGAGUUCGUUGCGGGGGAGGGUGAGGGGGGAGGAGUGGGAGGUUAGGGGGUUUUGA